UCUCUGGCCCCAGUACCUAGGCUCUGUUCUGGAAGACACCCAGGAAGGGCUCAAGCCUCAGUCUAAACUCGGGAGUAGUGGCUGGAACGUGUGAGGAGUAAAAGUCCCUCGCAAUUUCCGACUGUUGGAAGAACUCGAAGAAGGCCAGAAGGGAGUAGGCGAUGGCACAGUUAGCUGGGGUCUAGAAGAUGACGAAGACAUGACACUUACACGAUGGACAGGCAUGAUAAUUGGGCCUCCAAGAACAAUUUAUGAAAACCGAAUAUACAGCCUUAAAAUAGAAUGUGGACCUAAAUACCCAGAAGCACCCCCCUUUGUAAGAUUUGUAACAAAAAUUAAUAUGAAUGGAGUUAAUAGUUCUAAUGGAGUGGUGGACCCAAGAGCCAUAUCAGUGCUAGCGAAAUGGCAGAAUUCAUAUAGUAUCAAAGUUGUCCUGCAGGAGCUUCGGCGCCUAAUGAUGUCUAAAGAAAAUAUGAAACUCCCUCAGCCACCUGAAGGACAGUGUUACAGCAACUAAUCAACAAGAAAGCCACAGGCCCGCCCCUCCCCCACUCGAUUUAAGCAGUCUUCAUUUUCCACAGUCGUACAUUUUCUAGAUACGUCUUGUAGACCUCAAAGUACUGGAAAGGA
This is a messenger RNA of Myotis davidii, 630 nucleotides long. RefSeq names its product ubiquitin conjugating enzyme E2 variant 1 (gene UBE2V1). Gene Ontology annotation, cellular component: nucleus. The coding region runs from base 200 to 517 and encodes 105 amino acids. Gene Ontology annotation, biological process: DNA damage tolerance; protein K63-linked ubiquitination. The record is from RefSeq and is a predicted model, not a curated record. Lineage: Eukaryota; Metazoa; Chordata; Mammalia; Chiroptera; Vespertilionidae. The transcript is spliced from 4 exons.